This is a messenger RNA of Athene cunicularia (burrowing owl), 4990 nucleotides long. It is a transcript of the gene MAN1B1, whose product is annotated as mannosidase alpha class 1B member 1. The coding region runs from base 90 to 2003 and encodes 637 amino acids. The record is from RefSeq and is a predicted model, not a curated record. The transcript is spliced from 13 exons. Gene Ontology annotation, molecular function: mannosyl-oligosaccharide 1,2-alpha-mannosidase activity; calcium ion binding. Gene Ontology annotation, biological process: carbohydrate metabolic process; N-glycan processing. Gene Ontology annotation, cellular component: endoplasmic reticulum; membrane. Lineage: Eukaryota; Metazoa; Chordata; Aves; Strigiformes; Strigidae.
UAGGUUUUUGCAGAAAAUGACUCUGAUGUUUCUCUGAGCUUGCUAGCAUGCUGUAUUUCUGUUUUCUCUGUCAUCAAAGAAGAUAAGCAAUGGAUGUCUGCAGUUGGAAACAGAGGAAAUGGAAGCAGCUGUCUCGACUACAGCGGAGCAUAAUUCUCUUCCUGUUUGCCUUCUUGGCAGUCUGUGGAGUCAUUUCAUACACAACCAUGGGGGAACCAUGGAAAAGUCUAACAAACAAAUCAUUGGAUGAUCAAAGAACAGAAACAGAAAUUCCUGGAUUAAAGCUGGCAAAUCCAGCCGUUCUACCAGCACCCCAGAAAGCAGAUGGCAACCUUGGAGACUACCCAGAGCUUUCACCACAGAAGCCACCAAAACCACCUCACGUUCGGCGUGGUCCUUCGAAUCUUCAGAACAAGCCACCACAGAGGGAUAUGAGGCUGAAGACCCGACAUGAUACCAGCAAGGUUGUAGAAGAGCCAAUCCAGGCUGAUAAAGAAGAGAAAACGGAGAAAUCCGUUAUCAGCUGGAGAGGAGCAGUGAUAGAACCUGACCAAAGCACUGAACCUCCAUCUAGUAAAAUAAAGGAACCAGAAAAACCUUUAUCUGUGGAAGCUGAAGACCAGAAGGAACCAGUGCCCGUAACCGAGCGGCAGGUGGCUGUGAUAGAAGCGUUCCGCCACGCCUGGAAAGGGUACAAGGAUUUUGCCUGGGGCCAUGAUGAGCUGAAGCCCUUGUCCAAGUCCUACAGCGAGUGGUUUGGACUUGGGCUUACCUUAAUUGACGCCUUGGAUACCAUGUGGAUUUUAGGCCUAAAAGAAGAGUUUGAAGAAGCAAGAAAAUGGGUAGCAAACGAUUUAGUAUUUGAUAAAAAUGUGGAUGUAAACCUCUUUGAGAGCACUAUUCGUAUCCUGGGGGGCUUGCUGAGCACCUACCAUCUCUCUGGAGAUAGCCUCUUCCUGGAAAAAGCUAAAGACAUCGGGAACAGGCUUAUGCCAGCAUUCAAGACCCCCUCCAAGAUACCAUAUUCUGAUGUCAACAUUGGCCGUGGCACUGCACAUCCACCUCGCUGGACAUCCGACAGCACUGUGGCAGAGGUGACCAGUAUUCAGCUCGAGUUUAGGGAGCUCUCUCGUCUCACUGGAGAUGAGAAAUUCCAGAAAGCUGUAGAUGAGGUGAUGAAGCAUGUUCAUACCCUCUCAGGGAAAAAUGAUGGACUAGUGCCUAUGUUCAUAAACACCAAUAGCGGACAGUUCACUCACCUGGGUGUCUACACUCUGGGAGCCAGAGCUGACAGCUACUAUGAGUAUUUGCUGAAGCAAUGGAUUCAGGGUGGAAAAAAAGAAAAUGAACUGUUGGAGGACUAUAUGAGAGCCAUAGAAGGAGUGAAAAAGCAUCUUCUUCAGCGAUCACAACCCAAGAAGCUUACUUUUGUAGGAGAGCUUGCUCAUGGCCAUUUCAGUGCCAAGAUGGAUCACUUGGUUUGCUUUUUGCCUGGUACUCUGGCACUGGGAGCUCACAAUGGAUUGACUGCUGAUCAUAUGAAAUUGGCUGAAGCCCUUAUAGAAACCUGUUACCAAAUGUACGCUCAAGUAGAGACAGGCCUGAGUCCAGAGAUCGUACACUUCAAUCUUCAUGCACAGAAGGGCCACAAAGAUGUGGAAAUCAAGCCUGCAGACAGGCACAACUUACUGCGACCAGAAACUGUGGAAAGCCUUUUUUAUAUGUACAGAUUCACUGGUGAUAAGAAAUACCAAGAUUGGGGCUGGGAAAUAUUGCAGAACUUCAAUAAAUACACACGGGUUCCUACAGGUGGUUAUACUUCCAUUAACAAUGUCCAGAAUCCCAGCAAUCCAGAGCCACGAGAUAAGAUGGAGAGCUUCUUCCUUGGGGAAACACUCAAAUAUAUGUUUCUGCUGUUUUCAGAUGACAUAGACUUAAUCAACCUUGACAAAUACGUAUUUAACACAGAAGCUCAUCCACUCCCUAUCUGGGUGCCAACAUAGACUGGGUGUCAGUAGACCUUCCAAUGGUGGCAUUUUUAUCUUCAAGUCACUUUACUUUUCACGUUUUGAGGAGAGAUGCUAUAUUGCACCUUUUUUGACUUAAACAAACAAAACCUUUGGGAAAGCUUUUCUGAUUUGGAGAAGUUAUGUCAGUCUUAAAUCUAAUCCCUGGUUCUGGGAUGGACAAGCUGUUUUUCCUGGUAUUGAUGAUACGGUUCAGAGAAUAAUUGUAGUGCGGACCAUGACAUUCACAGGGCUCUGGUGAAUGAGAACUCACGUAUGUCAGUCUUACUAAAUGCUCGUUAAAUAUCAGGAGUGCAGCAAGUUGUCUUACAGCACAGGAUUGUCCCUGGAGAGAAGGAAUAAGCCUACAGGUUUCUGGUUUAUUCUGGAUUCACUGAAACACUUGGUUACAGCGCCAUUCCUUCCUCAGAACAUGUUUCAGGUUUAAGAAGAGUGUUUCAGGUGGUAAGUGGAAUAAACAAAGAACUGUAAUGUUCCAGGUAGAAGCAAAGCUGUCAGUAUUGCUACUGAUACUCUGAUCUCAUUCCAAACUACCGAGCUAUGCUGCAUCACAUCAGAAGAAGGAGGUAGCAGCAAAGCAUCUAUUGUGCAGUGUCUUAGUUUUAUAGAGCACUUUGAACAAUCUGUCCAGGCUGUGGCUAAAAUGAAUGAUGGAAGAGAAUUUGCUGCUGCUUUGGCUCAGAAGUGGUAUAUAAUUUUGUAGAGGUAUUGCAGUUUUUGUAACUUAUCUGCAGGAAUGCAGGAGAUAAUGUGAAACGCAAGUGAAACUACAUGUGCAUUUUAUAUAUUAUUUGCAUCAGUUAGACUCAGGUAUUCUGACUGAAAGCUGCUUUCUGAGGUUGGGCACUGGGAAAGUUUGUGAGCACAUUAGAUAUAAUUCUAAGUUAGCCUUCUUCCGUCCCUUCCUGUCCAGAUACUGCAUUGUUGACUCAAAACAAGCAAUUGUACAGCAAAAUUAAUGUCAUUCAUAAUUUUUUUCACUGUGGAGAAAUUACUUUGGGUAGAAGCAUUUUCAUUGGUAGCAUUAAAAGCAGGCAGUCUAAAUGUAUUACAACAGUUCCUGGUCCCAGUAGAAUUAGUGAAAUCUAUUCAGUCGCUUGAAGACAGAGCAGACCAAGGUUUUUUUUAAGAAUUGUAUGGGAGCCCUGGGAUCUUUCUUUUUUUGUAUGUGCAAAUAGAUUUUUAAACCAUAAAUUUGGAAAUCAGCUUUCUAUAUUGCUUUUCUUUUUGGUUUUAUAGCUACUUGGACAGUCCUGUAUUCACAGAUAAGUUCUCAGAAAUGUGCUUGUUCAUAUUUCUUAAAGAGGUUGUUCUUACCAAAAUGUCCUUUCCCCUCACAGUAAUGGGAGUGGUGGGAAGUAUGCAGGUGCGUGGUAGCAACAGUGAGGUACAGUCCACUCUAAAUUUAAGGCUGCUAAGUGGAAUUAAAUAAAUCUGACUGUAAUGGUUAAUUUUCCAGUGGCUGGGGGGUGUGUGUGUGUGUGUAUGUGUAUUUUAUAGUAUUUGUAACCUUUGAUUUGUAAAGUAAGAUGCGUCUUUAUUUGGUUUAUGCUGAUCAAUUCUGUUUGCUGGAGUCAGAAGUUACCCUUGGGACCACAUUUAUCAUUCCAUAUGUUAAUGAUGGCUUAUGGAAAUGGAGAAAUUUUACAAAUUACUUAAACGCACCUUUCUCUGUCAUCAGAGGGACCCUUGGAUUUGCAAGACAUGACCAGUUUGUGCAGAAUUAUAAUGUUCCUUCAGUUCACAUGCCACCAGUAACCCUGGAAAGGAGUUUCUCGCUUAUGUGUGCAGUGGAAUCCAGUAGCUGUAGCCUUUUUCUGCACAACUGAUUUGCUCCUAAGACUUUUGUUUUCUUUGACAUAACAGCGAAGAAGGAAAAUGCUGUUGAAAUGUGGGAGGAAACACCUUAAUUGUUUUUGUAUGUGGAGCCAGGUUUGUGUUUCUGAGGAGCUGAGCUCUGGCUAAAAGCCAAAGGCUUAAAACUGGAGAUUAAAAAGAGAAAAAAAAUCAGUGAGGCUACCCAGGCUCUACUGACUUGUGUUUCUUUGGCCUUGUGCCUUCAGUUGAAGGUAGCAUUGAACCCUUAAUGAACUUUGCUAUGGACUAUAAAGCUUCCAGAGUUGGGCAUUUCACCUGUACAGCAGCCCUACUGAGGAAACAAAGAGAUUUCUUAGAAAGUGGAAUACAUAUAAAUGCUCACCAAAAAUCUGUCUUAUACUAAUCUUAAUGCAAUCAGCUUUACCAGUGGGACUGUGGGAGUUUGUGUUAUAAUUUUUUUGCCUUAUAGUUGGCUUGAGAGUAAUCAUCCAUUUCAUAAUGAGUAAAAGGAAGGAGCGAAGAAUAAAUUGUCACUGUCCCAAACACACUUUUUUAGCUGAGCCUGUUGGUCUAACUGAUUUCUUUUCUACCUAAUUCUUCCUGGGAAACUGAAUCUCUUUGCAAAGUUUGGCUUUACUGUCCUCAUCCUUUAAAUCUGAAGUUAAGAUUUUUCAUCUCUCUCUACCUUUGAGAACAAAUGCUUGUUUCAGACUCCUGUAUCACAUGUGAAAUGGUACAAACCUAAAUCUGAUGAAAGGUCAUCUGCUUCUUCCUGUUCUUUUGCAAAGGUCACUUUAAUUGCUUAUUUAUUUUUACUUCCUUAACAAUGUCAGAGUAGUCUCUUGAGCUUUACAGCCCAUCUCAGUUCCACCGUGUUCACACACACUCCCUCCUCAGCCCCAGCACAACAGAAACUUAGAAGCUUUGCAUGUAGUUGAAAAGUUUUCUUUCGAGUUCUCUGUUCUUUGAAUCAAAGCCUUAAUUGCAGGGUCUGUAAUCCAUUUUGGUGUUUAUGCUUUGGAUGCUUAAGUCAGAUGUUGCAGAAAGGCCAUCUCUUCAGCCAGUGAUUCUGUCCUUUUGCACAAAGUCCUGCCUUGGUUUCUCCCCAAGAGCUUGAAUGCCUGGCCUAAUGAAAAUAAACAAAA